UGGGAGGAGAGGAGCGAGGCAUGCAGCAGCCACUCAGUCAUUUAGUCAAUUGUUUUCCCUCUAGCUGACUACCACAGGACUUGUGCUAUACUUCUUCUCAAGGCCAGGAUUCUUUGGAAAGAAGCCUUUUCCUGUUUUUGAAGACCUAUAAAUCCUACAUUGUUGAUGAGGACAUUCCUGUUUUUUAAACUUUACUCCUAUGAUUUUGAGCGUGUGUGAUUCUCAAACGGCUAUAAUCGAACUUUGGCUGCUGUUGUGUGUGACUACUGGAGCGGUUCAAAUUGGCUUGCUGUCCUGCAUCUGCUGCAAAAUUUGGGAUAAAUUUCUAUCCAAUAUUUGACACUGGUGGAGCUCAGGAGGGGGAGGAAGCUCACAGGAUGGUUUGACUUGGAAGAGAAACUGAUCUUCUCUUGUGUCUUGCAUCUUAUCCAUUGCAAAGAGAGAGGAGUCAUUGGUUCUCAGGAAGGAAAGAGAGACCGGUGUGGAGGAAAACCACGAGGUGUUGGAACUGAGGGUUUCAUAUUCCACAUACCGGCGGAAAACAUCUUUUUUUUUUUUCUUUUUGCAAAGAGGGAGAAGAACCUUUUUCUAUUUUUGGGGAAAGAAUUUGUAAAGUGUUUGCUUCACCUCCGUGUUACAGCAUGGCUGGGAUGUAUGGAUGCUUCAAGGGCAGGAACAGUGACAGUGCUGCCAUGGCAUCAGGAGCUCCAGAUGUGAUGGCCAAUCAGGAGCCUGCUGAGGCCCAGGAAGAGUGCUCAGGAAAGAAAAAAUCCAAGUUCCAGACAUUUAAAAAAUUCUUCACCAGGAAGAAGAGGAAGGAGCCGUCAGCUGCUGGAGCUGAUGCGGGGCUUAAAGCCAGCCAAUCGAGCGACAAUGUCAGCAAAACGUCAGAGAACAACACGCUCACCAGAUCGGAGAAGGAUAAGGGCUCCGGGUCAAAGAUCAGCCUGGGCAGCAAGGCCUUGUCACAUGACUCUGUCUUUGUUUCUGACUCAUCGGAGGCCAACGAGGCUCUGGGGGCAUCUCAGGACAGCAUUCACGGGAAAGUGAAAUCACUACAGCUCCAGUUGAAGCAGGCCAUCAGACUGGGCUCUCCUCCAUCCCUGAUGUGUGUGAAGAAGACAGAUGAUGCCGGAACCAUGUCUGAGGAUGACGGUCUACCCUGCAGUCCGCCUGAAUACACCACACUACACACAGUCAUGAAUCAGGCUCAGAGGAACAGUUCGAUCAGUCUGGAGGGAAUAGACAGUGAUGACGACCAGCUGUCCUGUGCAGCCUCCAGUAGAGCAAUGAGCCCCCUGGUGGUUCCAGGGGACUUCAGUCAGCCGGCCAGUCCCUUCGCCUGUCUGGACAACUCUGCUGCCAAACACAAGCUGGGCCUGAGACACAAAGCCUGCAACAGGAGGAAACCUGCCAGUAGGCUGGAGGUGAAAACGGAGGGAGACUCUGUGGUGGACGAGAUGCUGAACAGCUCUAUAACAGAAGCUUUGGAGGAGCAAGAAGAAGAGAUGACAGAAGCUGUAAGUUUUGAUGACCUGAAACCAAAAGUGAAGAGGGACGAGGAAGAAGGAGAAGAAGAAGAAGAAGAAGAAGAAGAAGAAGAAGAAGAGGAGGAGGAGGAGGAGGAUGAAGAUGAGCAGGAGGAGGAAGAGGAGAAAGAGCAACCACAGCAUUCCAGACAAUCCCUGUUGAGAGAUAAGGAGGAGAAGGAGGAGGGAGAGGAUGAGCCGGAAGCUGAACAGGAUGUUUCUCACAGCCCGGACACUUCCUCUCCUCCUGAGCCGAGUCUCACUGAGGAGGAAGCCCCCGAGGCCCAGCCCCUGCCCUCCUCCAAGCCCAGCUCCAGAGCCUCCUCUCUGGACAGUCCCAGAGUCACACCAGAGCCCCCUGCUGGUCCAAGAGAAUAUCUACUCAGCCUUCCAGGUAUUUCCUACGGCGCAGAGGAGAACAGAGGUGGAAGUGAGUUGGCACUGAGAGCAGAAGAAGAUGGAGUCCAGGAAAACAGGGAGGAGGAGAGCUCCUUCUUACAGGAGGUACUGAGUUCCCUGAAAACUCCUCUCGCAUCUUCCUCGCUGGGCGUCGCUACUGAGGGCAUCAUCCUGGAGAUGAAGGAGGUGACAAAGGAAAAGGAAGAAGAAGAAGUAGAGAUAGAAGAUGGGGAGGAGGUGAAGGAAGAGGACGCAGAGGUGGAUGAGCAUGUCGGAUAUCAGACUGCUCCCUCGGCCCGUCUGGUGGGUCACACCACCGAGGAAGAGGAGGAGGAUUCCACUCCUUCCUGUCAAGAAGAAGAAGAGGCAAAAAGUGAAGAUGAAGAAGAAGAAGAAGAAGAAGAACUAGUUGUGGAACGAUUCAGUCCACUUGGUCAGGACAAAGAAGAAGAAGAACAAGUAGAAGCAGAGGAAGAGGAGGCGGAGGAAGUCAAACCUGAGGAGAUACAUGAUAUACUUACAAGAAAAACUGACAUCCAGGAACAGGAGGAAAGACAGGAGAAAGAGAGUGAGGAGGCGGUUGAGCUGGAGAAAGAGACAGAGGUGGAGGAAGAGGGAUGGGAGAAGAUAGAAGAGGACGAGGAGGAGGUGAAGGCCAAGGAAGUGAGCAUGAGGCUGGAGGAGGCAGAGGAGGCAACUGAGGAAGAGAGGGAGGACGCAGAGGAAGCGACGGAGACCUUCUAUGAUGCAGCAGUUGAAGAAGUUGGAAAUGCCAUGUCAUUGCAGGAGGCAGAUGAAUGUGCAGACGACACUGUGUACGCCGCGAAACACACAAGUGAUGAUGAAACCCCGACAGAACUGGGGGAUCAAGUGCUCGCCAAAGCGCUGGAGGGACAAGAAAACCGUGAGAUAGCAGAGGAACGUGUAGAGAUUGACCAAUCAGAAGAAAGAUCAGAAGAAGAAGAAACAAACCAACCUGAUGUGGAUGAAACCGAACAAGAAAAUGUAGAAAACUCCUAUUUAGAAACCAAACAAGUGGAAAAAGAUCAAUCUGAAGCCACAGAACAAGCUACUGUUUCCUCCAAGCUGCCUUCUUUGUCUCUUCCAGAGUCACACCAUGACACCCAGUCUCCAGAGAGUGGCACCGUCUCUCCCAGUAAGACCAGCACCACCACUAUCCACAUAAAUCUAGUCUCUCCCAGCUCCGAGAAAGUCACACCUUUCUUCCCACAGUCCCCAACCGCUGGACAUCUGGGAGAACAUGUCACCGGGUCACCUUCUCACGAACAACAUGCAGCAUCCACAGAUGAAGAACGAGCUGACGCCGUGGAGGAAGUAGAAGAAGAAGAGAGACAGUCCGCCCUGGAAGAACAAGCCACACCUCCUGCCUCAGUGGAGGAAACAGUCAACCAGCCGUCCAGUAGUUCAGAUCAGAGUAAAGCCCGCUUCACCGUCGCCCCCGCCUGGCAGAGAUCACAAAGUCUGACUCCUCCCUCCUCUCCACCCGCCUGCGUCUCCUCUGCGUCAUCUGCCUUCACAGCGCACGGAGCUGAGGAGGUGGAAGCUACAACCAAGAAGGAUCCAGCUGUGAAAGCAGAGCCAGCGAGUUCAACUAAGGUUGAGCUGGUAUUGAGUCCUGGUAGAGCGAGGAACGCUGAGAGCGCCGCUGCCGCCGCCAAACCACAGAGCAAUGCAUCUCCAUCCUCCGUUAAACCUCAGACCUCAGCUGCUGCGAGCACAGAAGAGAGCUCGGUCGUGGGGGAGGGAAACCCCGACAAUCCGUUCGGAGUCCGGCUGAGGAAGACGUCGGCUCUGCAACGCUUCAGCUCGGAGGAGGAAAACGCAGAGUCUCCCAUCGAGUCUCCAAUUCAGCCAACCAGCUGUAAACCUGAGCCACCGCAGCCAAUCAGCGUGAAGCCCUCUGUAAGUCAGCCAAUCAGUAACAAGCCUGCCCUCCCCAAGAAGCCAGACGUACAUGGAGACAGUGGAGGAAAACCCAAGCGUAUCUCAGACCCAGCUGCAGCUCGUGGUGUUUCUGGUGGACCCGAUUCUCCCAGCUGGAUCUCUGUGGCCAAACAGAAACAGAAGAUCUAUAAGGAAAACUCGCAGGAUGAGAUCACAGUCAAGAAGGAGGAACAAGAGAGGAAGCCUUCACUGCCCAUGUACGUCAGCUCGGCUGCGAGCAGGGAGCAGAGCAGCAAGACAGCUGAAUCCAACAGCAAAGUGAGUUUGUUGGAGAUCAAUAAGCCUUCAGCGUCUGUAGAGAAGGAGGCGAGGAGAGCUCUCUCUCCUCCAACUCCAGUGCCACCUCAGCCUUCAAAAGCCCCGUCUCUGCCCUGUCCAGUCCCUCCAAAACCCCAGGUUCCCCCGGCCAGCACAAAACCUCCACCCCAACUCAACCCAGACCACAAAGCCCUGUCACCCCCUACGCCGGUUCCUGUUCCCCAAAAAUCUCCCUCUUGCACAAGUCCUCCGUCUCUCUCCAAAACGGCCUCCUCCGCACCUUCCUCCAAGACGCCCCAGCCCCAGAGUACGACGGCCUCCCCCACUUCUUUUUCAUCGAGAACCGCCCCGGAAAAGCCUGGUUCGAGAGCUCCGGGUCUUUCAGGUCAGAGCCUGUCCUCCCAGCGAGGCCCGCCUCCCCCUGCUCUGCCCCAGGACGAGCCUCCAUGGAUGGCGCUGGCCAAGAAGAAGGCCAAAGCCUGGAGCGAGAUGCCCCAGAUCGUACAGUGACGGGCCGGGUUUAAGUAAGUUGGUGUACAGGGGCCUGAGCAGGCUCAAAAGAGGACUGAAGAGGGUCACAUCCGAAAGGGGGUUGAAGUGGGUCUGGAUGCGCCAGAAUGCAUUUGCACACAAAGAGUUGUUGUUGUUGUCUGUUGUUUUCUUAUUGUCCUGGCUUCAGGCUUCAGAUUGGUAAAAACUCUCCAAUCACGCAGCUAAAGACAGGCUCUGUUUAACCCCGUCUCUCUUCACGUCCUUCAGUUGUACAGUCGUGUUUUCUAAAUGACAGGGUAAAGUUAACGCGUCUCACUUAAAGUGGAUCCAGAUUUUUCUUGUUUUUCAACAGUCUCAGUAUGCUAUAAGGUGCCUGAAUGACAGAAAAUAUAACAGUAAAUAUUGUUUUUGAUUCCAGCUGAUAUCACAUAACAUUUCAGGGAAGGAAGAAGGACACUUUAUUUUAUACAGAGGAAACUUUAUUCACAGAAGAACGAGACAAAUUAAAUCUUGGGGUUGGCGAUUCAUUUUAGUCCAUCUGAAGAUCGAGUGGACAGGGUGCUGUUUUUCUGUCAGUCUCAGUGUGUGUGUGUGUGUGUGUGUGUGUGUGUGUGUGUGUGUGUGUGUGUGUGUGUGCGUGUGUGUGUGUGUGUGUGUGUGUGUGUGCGUGUGUGUGUGUGUUUAUUUUAAGGCAGUGAUACAUGCCCACAUUUUGAGGAAUGCUGAAAAUCGUCAUGUCCAGAGAGUAAAAACGGGACAACAUCCAAGUUAAGCUGGAGAAAAAAUGUGCUGAACUAACUGCUGCUGGUCAUGAGUUCUGGUCACGGCUCCUCUGUGUAUCAGGUUCUGUAGACAAAUAUAUUUCCUAUAACGUGAUCCACAGAUACUAAACUAACCAUGUUUGUUGUGUUAGCGAGUGCUGAGUGUCUCCAACAUGUUUCAGGUUUUCAGUGUAAAUUAUAUUUUUAAUUUUCUCUUUUGAUAUUUCUAAUACGUAACUCCAGAUCGUCUGUCAGCGUCCUACAGAAAUCUAAGAGCUCCAAAAAGUCAGCUGUUCAGGAAAUUAAACAAAACUAUCAUUACACUGACCGUCGUGUCUUUUUAAUAUUUUUUUACUGCAUCACCAUGUUGGCAGCGUGUUGUGGGUUAUUAAAUGUUUUCCAAUUACAACCAAGCGUGUAAAUAAAUCAAUAGAUAUAAUUAACUACUUGGAGAUUGUUUGUUGCAAGAUGAAAGUUUCCUUCGUAUCGAUUAAUUAUCUAUCACACAGUAACUAUAUAUGUUUUAUGCAUUUUGUUUUAUUUUGUAUUGCCUUUUGAGAAUUUGUCUUGUACAUAAAAUGUGCAGUAAAGAACAAAUUAAAUCACUUUUUAAUGUG
Seriola aureovittata is the source of this 6021-nucleotide messenger RNA. RefSeq lists its product as uncharacterized. The transcript is spliced from 16 exons. Bases 642 to 4661 code for a protein of 1339 amino acids. The record is from RefSeq and is a predicted model, not a curated record. NCBI's taxonomy places the organism in Eukaryota, Metazoa, Chordata, Actinopteri, Carangiformes, Carangidae.